Messenger RNA from Ornithodoros turicata, 668 nucleotides. RefSeq lists its product as uncharacterized. Lineage: Eukaryota; Metazoa; Arthropoda; Arachnida; Ixodida; Argasidae. Bases 1 to 447 code for a protein of 148 amino acids. The transcript is spliced from 5 exons. The record is from RefSeq and is a predicted model, not a curated record.
AUGGUACUCAAUACCUUUUCAAAAUAUUGGAUGAUUCAACUCGUGUACUCGUGGAAGCCGCAGCUAUCACCACGGUUCCACAUUGUUAUUAGUCACCCCUUCUCGGUGUCCUUGUCUGUUUUUGCUUGUCCUUCGUUCUUCCUCUGGCUCAAGAUAGCGACGAGCUGGUUCGACCACACCUUCUGUUUCCUGCAUCCAUCGACAUGCCGUUGCCACAUCCUUUUUCAUAAGCAUCCGUUGCUGCAGCUACACAUCAGCAACUUCGCCCAAGUUAUUCUCAAACGGUCCGGAGAAGCAUCCUGCAUAUACCUACCCGAUGUGACACACAAAACAAUCUUACGAAUGAACCGUACACGACAGCGACAGAGGUACAAAUGUCACGCUCAUCCCAAAGCAUUCUGUGCGCAGUGUUGCACUGUGGGAAAACUUGAUCACUCAUCGCUUUGACGGCAACCUGGACUCAGGAGGGAGCACAUGGGCGCGGAAGUCAUUUUGAAGCAGUCGUAAUUUGCAGUGAAAUGCAGCCGGCAACUUGGCUCAAUCCCCCGAAUCGACAGUGGAAUGAGAGGAAAGGGGAACCCCUAAAGGCAAAAUCUAAGGAGGAAUGAGGCGGACGCAGAUGGUGCCCCCAUGCAUUUUGUUAUUCAAAUAAAGAGUAUAUACAUUGA